Molecule: messenger RNA, 720 nt
Organism: Spinacia oleracea (spinach)
Lineage: Eukaryota; Viridiplantae; Streptophyta; Magnoliopsida; Caryophyllales; Amaranthaceae
Exons: 4
Coding region: 76-720 (214 amino acids)
Molecular function (GO): metallopeptidase activity; protein binding
Source: RefSeq, a predicted model, not a curated record
AAUAAUAGUCAUAUAAACUAAUUGGGGUGUUUAGAAAAAUCUGUCAAUUUUUCUUAAGAUGGUUUUGGUUUAUGAAUGAUUUCCUGUAACACAUUACCCGUUCUGAUUCUGAGCAUGAAGCAAAGUGGUUGUGCGUCAAAGAGACCAGCUAUAGUUUUCCUGCACAGCACGCACAAGUGCAAAGAAUGGUUACGGCCUUUGCUUGAGGCAUACGCCUCAAGCGGAUAUAUUGCUGUUGCUAUUGAUUCACGUUAUCAUGGUGAACGCACAUAUAGUCUAACUAUAUAUUUCCCCCCCCCCCUCCAGGUUGCAUUGCACAUUGAGUACCACCACAAUAUGUUGACAUCACACCAGAAAGGGAACCCAAAGGAAGUAAUUGUUGGAUGGUAUUCAACCGGAUUUGGUGUUACGAGAGGUUCUGCUUUGAUCCAUGAAUUCUACUCUAGAGAGGUUGCAAAUCCUUUCCAUGUACCAGUGGACACUACAUUCAGAAAUGGAGAGGCAACCAUAAAAGCCUUUGUCUCUGUUAAUUUAUCUCUUGGAGACCAGUCACUUGCUGCUCAAUUUCAAAAAAUUCCUGCAGAACUUCGAAUGUCAAAAGCAGAGAGGGCUGAAUGUAGGCACUUAACCCUAGUUAGAUUGUUGCAUCUACAUGGGUCUUAUCAACUUGAUCAACUCAUCAUGUGUGAGGUAGGACUUUGGUCUGUUGCUCUUCUCUAA